Molecule: messenger RNA, 2329 nt
Organism: Musa acuminata AAA Group (dessert banana)
Lineage: Eukaryota; Viridiplantae; Streptophyta; Magnoliopsida; Zingiberales; Musaceae
Product: putative pentatricopeptide repeat-containing protein At3g15930
Exons: 1
Coding region: 18-2291 (757 amino acids)
Biological process (GO): RNA modification
Cellular component (GO): intracellular membrane-bounded organelle
Molecular function (GO): zinc ion binding; protein binding; RNA binding
Source: RefSeq, a predicted model, not a curated record
UCCUCUGUAAUGCGCUCAUGCCAUGUCCUUUCCCUUCCGAGAAAAGCCACAUCUCCCUCUUCACCUCCGCCUUCCACUUCACGCCUUCAGACAUCCACAGGCUGAUCUCCAAUAUGUCUUCUCCUCUCCCUCGCGCUCCGCCGCCACCCACCUCCCUCACUUCGACACGAUUUGCAUUAAACUCUCUGUUGGACGCCUGCAGGACCAUGAAAGAAUUCAAGCAUAUCCACUCCCUCAUGAUCCGCAGCGGACUCGCCCGCUCCCCGCUCGUGAAGAGGCGGCUGCUCUCCUGCUGCUGCGCCUCUGGCUUCGGCGACAUGUCCUACGCCCGCCUCCUGCUCGACUUGAUCCCCACUCCCGAAACCUCCCACUGGAACUGCCUGAUAAGAGGCCACUCCGUCCGCGGCGAGCCGUGGGCCGCGGUGGCGGUCUACGCGGAGAUGCUCGCGAGCGGCGUCGGGCCGAACAGCCACACCUUCCCUUUCCUGCUCAAGGGCUUCACUCGCGACGACGCCGUCGCGUACGGGGACGAGCUCCACGCGCACGUGCUCAAGUUCGGACUCUCCUCCAACGCGCACGUGCGCAGUGCAUUGCUUCGUAUGUAUGCCGUCAGCGGCGCGGUCGAUACCGCAAGGGAGCUGUUCGAGAAGAGUCCCGAGAGAGAUGUCGUCUCGUGGAACGCGAUGAUUUCUGGUUAUAACAGGAGCAACAUGUUCGAGGAAUCGUGUGGGCUGUUCACCGCCAUGGCCGGGGAGAGCGUCAUGCCCACCGCCACCACUUACGUCUUGGUGCUGUCGGCUUGUGCGAAAAUGAAAGGUUUAGAGUGUGGGAGGCAAAUCCAUGGGCGUCUCAUGAAUGGCAAUCUGCUGCCUGAUUUGAGACUCGAGAACGCAUUGAUCGAAAUGUACGGCCAGUGCGGCGAUUUGGACUCUGCUUGGAGAUUGUUCCAAGACAUGCAAACUAGAGAUGUGAUAUCAUGGACGGCGGUGGUCGUUGGAUUUGCAAAGUCCGGGGAGAUCGAUCGAGCCAGAGCGCUGUUUGAUCGAAUGCCUGAAAGGGAUCGAAUAUCAUGGACUGCCAUGAUUGAUGGCUACGUGCGUGCAGGCCGCUUCAAAGAGGCUUUGCACGUAUUCCGCGAGAUGCAAGCUGCCGCUGUUUGGCCCGAUGAGUUCACCAUGGUCAGCUUGCUCACUGCCUGUGCACAGUUAGGAGCCCUUGAGAUAGGAGAAUGGGCAAGGGCUUACAUGGAGCGCAACGGGAUCAAGAUGGACAUCGCCGUGGGCAAUGCCCUUAUAGACAUGUACUCGAAGUGUGGUCAAGUGGACAACGCGGUCGAGAUCUUCCGCAGGAUGCACAGGAAGGACAAGUUCACAUGGACCGCCAUGAUCUCCGGCUUGGCCGUGAAUGGGCAUGGAGAGGACGCCAUUGAUCUGUUCUCCCAAAUGGUCGAAACCUCUGUAAGACCAGAUGAGGUGACCUACAUUGGCGUUCUUACGGCCUGCGGACAUGCUGGAUUGGUCGACGAGGGAAGAAAGAUCUUCUCAAGCAUGAUCGCGGUUCACGGGAUUAUGCCCAACGUGACACACUACGGGUGCUUGGUCGAUCUCCUCGGUCGAGCUGGGCGACUAGAAGAGGCAUUGGAGACCAUAAACAACAUGCCCAUGAAACCAAAUUCUGCAGUGUGGGGGGCUCUUCUUGGAGCUUGCAGAGUUCACGGGAAUCUGGAAAUGGCAGAGUUGGCUGCUAAGCAUCUCGUCGAGUUGCAGCCUCAUGAUAGCGCUGCUUAUCUGCUCCUGUGCAGCUUGUAUGCCAACCGCAACAAAUUGGAGGAAGCACACAAGAUGAGAGAGAUGAUAAUGGUGAAGGGGAUCAAGAAAGAACCUGGCUGCAGUUUGGUAGAGAUGAACGGAGAAGUCCAUGAGUUUGUGGCUGGGGACAGGUCUCAUCCCAGGACUGGUGAAAUCUAUACCAAGCUUGAAGAAAUGAUCAAGGAGCUGAAGCGAGCUGGCUAUGUGCCUGACACUUCAGAGAUCCUUCACGGUGCGGGGGAGGAAGAGGCAGCAAAUGCUGCCAUUUACCAGCACAGUGAGAAGCUGGCGGUUGCUUUUGGAUUGAUCAGUUCAAGAUAUGGUGUCGCAAUAAGGGUAGUGAAGAACCUGAGAAUUUGCAUCGAUUGUCACAAUGCAAUGAAGUUUGCCUCUAAGAUUUACCGAAGAGAAAUUGUUGUCAGGGAUAGAAGGCGUUUCCACCACUUCAGAAGUGGUUCAUGUUCUUGUAAGGAUUAUUGGUGAUGGAUUCAGCUAAAAGCAUGGGCUCUUCCUUGGAUUUA